UUCAGUCGGGGAUGGGCUCGUUGACACCGGUGACAAUGGGUGAGAGAACCCAGAAGGCGGCGUCCGUCAACACGCUCUGUCUCCGCCUCUGCACCGGGUGUGUGAGCGUCUCGUCUGCCGUGUCGCGCCCGCGCUGCUUGCCACUUCUCCGCCCGACCGCAGCUGUAAACCGUGUGGGGAGAGGCGUAAAUAAACCGGGGCUACGAGGGCUACGAAACGAUUUAAGCCAACUUGUGCUGCGUUCCACUCGCUCCUUUUUGUUUCCUCAGCGUCACAUCACCCCCACUGUUUGAACUAAUUUUUUUUUAAAAAAAAAAUUGAAAUAAAGAUACAAAAAAAAAAAAAAACCCCUGUAACCGGAUACUGACAAAAUCUGCGUCACAACAAAGGAAGGGCCGAGGAGACCAAUCAAAACCACAUUUAGAGAAGCGGGAAACUCCCGUUUGAAUAAAAGCAGCCAACAGAAGGGUUUCUUGUUGUUGGCUUCGCCAAUCAGAACGCUCCCACAGCUAGUCGAUUAGGCCACGCCUUAAUGUUUUUGAUUGGUUGUGAGAACUUCCUGUCGUAAAGUACGGCAGACACCAAAUGCUGCUUCCUCAGCUUUAGUUCCGUGUCUGGUGGGACUACUGAUUAUCGGUCUCGCCACACGGCCGUUUAGGAAGGAACGUAGUUACGCGUUUGGUUACUAGAAAGGGCGAGCUUGAGAUGUCUGCAGGCGGCCUGGUCAAUGCAGAAGACAGAGUGUGUCUUUGUCCCUGUGCUGUGGCCACGCCUCUGUCACGGAAACCCUACGCUGGGCGCCGUGAUUGGGAGGGGCGCAUGCGCUUUCGGCGCGCAUGUGACGUCACCCGUCUCCCUCCCACACACCCCGGGCAGUCCCCUUACUCUCUGUCAGUGUUCCGCUGCCUCAGUAACAUGGGCCAGGUGGGCUGACUCGGUUUACGGGCACCGGACGAGCGCUCUCGGUACACAAAAGCAAAAUGGCUGCUGCUUACCCGUCCAAACCGCUGCACUCGCCGCGUUCUGGGAACCUUCACAAUUCUACCCAAGACACGCACUCUGCCGGUUCGUACGCCGCCUACCCCAGAAGAAAACCUUUCAUCAACUCGGACGUGCAGCACCCCCCCGGCCGGCCGUCUGCAGCCUAUCCCGAGAGUAACAGCAGAGCUAUAUUCUCUGCGUUAAAAAAUCUUCAGGAGAAAAUUAGUAAAUUGGAGUUGGAGCGGAUACAGGCUGAGGACAACAUGAAACGUCUGUCCGAAGAAACCCACGAAUAUAAAACCCUCCUCGAGAAACAAAGCCGCUCCAGAGAUAGCGUCAAGGAUGGGUCCAAACAAAAUAAAGACCUGUCAAGACAGCUAUCGGCUGCUGAAUCUCGGUGCCAACUUUUGGAGAAACAGCUGGAGUACAUGAGAAAAAUGGUAGAGAACGCAGAAAGCGAGAGGUCCUCGGUCCUCAAACAGCAGGUGUCGCUGGAAGGGGAUCGAACCCUUGAAAAAACAAAUUUAGAAACAAAACUCGAAAAGUUAGAUAAGUUGGAACAAGAAUACUUGAAGCUCACCACCAUGCAAGUGCUGGCUGAGAGCAAAAUCCACGAACUGGAGCAGAAGCUUCGGGAAGAGGAGCAUCAGCGCAAACUGGUGCAAGAAAAAGCAGCAGAGCUACAGGUUGGUUUGGAGACCAACCGAAUAUUGAUUCGAUCCUUAACGCCACCAUCCAAACAAGGGAGAGUGAAGAAAAAAAAGACAACGCACCAUUUUUCUUUUCAGAAGCCGACCCAUUCAUCAAACGUACAACCUCACUACAGAUUAAGCCUUGCGGACGUACCCUUUGUUGCAGGAAAAUCUACAGGUGCCAGCCAUUCAGUAAGAGCCAAUGUCCAACAUGUCAUACAUCUGAUGAAGCAACACAGUAAGGCCCUUUGCAAUGAGCACGUGAUCAGCGACCAGCCUAUAGACGGGAGGGAAAUCGGCGUGAGGUGGGCAUCCGAUUCCGACGCGCCCCCUGGCUGUUAUCAGGAGCUUUCAGAGGUUUUGCUUACGCUGGAAGAUGAAUUUGGACAGAUGGGCUUUGAUCACCAAGAGCUGGUAAAACAAAUCCAAGAGGCGCGUUCCUAUCGACUGAAAGAAGACCUGGAGAGGGAACUGGAGGCCCUUGUGAGGAAGAUGGAAGCAAAAGCCGAUCAAAUAACCAAACUGGGAAAACUGGUGAGAGAAUCGAAGGCCAGAGAGGAAGCAACGAACGAAUCGCCAACAAAAGACCAAAAAUACUUCAAAACUAGACGGGAGACGAGCGCGACGCGAGAGAGUCCGAGAAAGGAGAAACCCGGAGAAAAAAGCAAAAAGAGCCUUCAGCUGUUACGGGACAUGCAGUCCCUACAGACUUCUCUCCGGAGAGACGACAUCCGAUGGGACUACUGAAUGUCGCCAAACUGUGAAAAAAUGGCUCAGGGAAAAUGAUUUAUUCCGUUUUCUUUUGCACUCUUUGACUUUUUUUGUAAUUAUAAUAUUCUUCUGCUUUGCACAGUUAGAGUGGACGGGGUACAUGGCCUUCCGUUCCCGGAAACCUUUCUGCCUUGACCCCAAGAACAAACUUCUCCUAAGCUUUAACCCUGGACAAGGCACGUGUGUUUUUUACUUGUAGACGUGUACAUGUCAAACCGAUAUUUAAUAUUAAAGGGAAUCCGUCAAUGGGCGGGGGUUUGUGCAGAGCGCAUCAUGUGAUCUAUACAAUGCGCUCAUGAAAUGAUUAACAAAACUCCAUUGUGAUCAAUUCUGAGCCCAUGUAGUAAGGUAUAGAUCAAACAUGGAGCUCCUUAAAGUCACAUGACACAUCAACCUUAAGUAAGCACCAAUCAAAGAACACUUGAACAGGACUAAUGCCUUUUUUAUUUUCAAACUACCUAUACAUUUUUUAACUAUUUAAAUGCUGAAAGGCGUGCGUUACUUUGUAUAUCUUGUAUGAAAAGCCUUGUGUCCAAUUUAUUUGUACUGUCAAAAUGUAAAGUUCUAAAUUUAUGGAAAUAUUAAACAUGGAGUUCUUUUUAUUAUAGGAGCGUGCUUUAUGCGGUUGUAGCUUUUAUUUGGUAUUGAGCUAAAAGAUUGUCUUUAAUAUAUUUUUUGUUGAAAUAAAAUAAAGAAGCCGUGCUUUACAGGGUGAGAUACUUAGUUGAAACCAACAUUGUUGAGGUGGGCUCAGUAAAUGUGUGUCAUUUGUAUCCACGUGGUAUUUGUGAAAAGUCUUGGGUGCCUUAAAGGGACGGUGUGAUGUUCCACGCAGCCCUAAUAACUAUUUUGUAGGAGCUGGGGCGACUCAACUGCAAUAUGGGGGAUUCCGCAGAAUCCUGAUAUCAAAUGGGGGACCAAACAAAUGUAAAGGGAGUGUAUGUGAUGGCUGACAUGUCCCUUUAAGACAUUUUGGGGAAUCACUAUUGUGUAAUGAGGAGUUCACUUGUAAGCAUACAACGUAUGAUUGCAUUCAUGGCUCCAGGCAGCUACUUUCUUUACGUCAGUGUCUUGAAAUCCGAGUAAAUGGCUACUGAUGUCUUAAUUUCACAUUUUCAUGCUUUUGUAAUAUACAGAAAUAAAAUUUACUAAAUUUUGUUUUCAGUGUA
Molecule: messenger RNA, 3613 nt
Organism: Spea bombifrons (plains spadefoot toad)
Lineage: Eukaryota; Metazoa; Chordata; Amphibia; Anura; Pelobatidae
Gene: CEP57
Product: centrosomal protein 57
Exons: 11
Coding region: 981-2420 (479 amino acids)
Cellular component (GO): centrosome
Molecular function (GO): microtubule binding; identical protein binding; gamma-tubulin binding
Source: RefSeq, a predicted model, not a curated record